GAAGAGUGCCAAGAGAAGGGGUCGCAUUCUCCAGUGAAGCUUUCGCUGUGGCAAGUUGCCCACUUUAUAACUUUACCUUGAACUGUUCUGCUUUUUUUAGAUUCUUUUAGAUACUUUUCAUAAUAUGACUUUGCAUUUGUGCUUUAAAUUUUAAAGUACCUGCUCUAGAAGGACCACAGAUGUACAACUACUCAUACUAAAUUAGAAAGAAAAGUAGAUAUAUAUUGAGAGAAUAAUGAAUAAUGUAAGAUUUGUACUGAUGUCUAUAGCUAACUUUGGCUAUAAAUGCAUUUCUAUCAAAGAUGAUGAUUAGUUCCAUAUUGGUUGAAUGUUUUAUUUGUAUUUUUUAUGUUUUUUUUACUUUCAAAUAGACACUAUUUACUUUUUUUAUAAUGUUUGAUAGCUAAAAUUGUUAGGUGUUCAGUGGAAUGUACACUUUCGGAAAGUAUUCACUUGUGAAUGGAGAACUGAUUUUGAAUUUUUGAGCCAAAAUAUCUGAAUUUUAAACAUUUGCCAGAUUAAGUUUGUAGAUAGCUUGGUUGUAUUGGACUACAUUUAUUUUGCUUUAUUUCUAACUAAAAAUCUAAUUGGAUUUAAAAAAAAACUAAAUAUAUGUUAUAUUUAAUUUGUUUUCCUACAUAUUAUGCAGAGUAUGAAUUAAUGGGUUUUCAUACAGUAGUAAAUUGUAGCUAUUAUUGACCCAUAUUAUUUAAUAUUUAAUGUUUCACAUGUGCAUAUAAACAUUAUUUUAAUCUUUGAGUAAUUUAUUAUUAUUAAUAAUAAUUCUAGCAGGGUAUUUGUAUUGAUGUAACUAUUAGUAUUUAUGUUUUUCACUGAAAGGCAAGUUCAUUUUUUAUCUGCCUAAUUUUAUAAGCGCACUAUACCCUACACUUUAUAAAAAUUCAGCUACUGAGAAGAUACACAGUUUUUUAAUACUUUGCAUUUUGACACACUGACUUGGAUUCUCCAUUUUACAGAUUAUAAACCAUGGGAGACUGGAGCUUCUUGGGGAAUAUUUUGGAGGAGGUGAAUGAACACUCUACUGUGAUUGGUAGAGUCUGGCUGACGGUCCUGUUUAUUUUUCGGAUCCUUAUCCUAGGAACAGCCGCAGAGUUUGUAUGGGGUGAUGAACAGUCCGAUUUUGUGUGCAACACCCAGCAGCCAGGUUGUGAAAAUGUCUGCUAUGAUGAGGCUUUUCCUCUCUCCCACAUUAGGCUGUGGGUCUUGCAGAUCAUCUUUGUCUCCACGCCAUCGCUGGUGUAUGUGGGGCAUGCGGUCCACCACGUUCGGAUGGUGGAGAAAAGAAAGGAGAGAGAAGAAGCAGAAAUGAGCAGGCAGCAGGAGAUGAAUGAAGAACGGUUGCCUCUUGCUCCUGAUCAAGGAAGUAUCAGGACCACCAAAGAAACUAGCACCAAGGGAACAAAGAAGUUUCGCUUGGAAGGAACACUCUUGAGAACCUACAUUUGUCACAUCAUCUUCAAAACACUUUUUGAAGUGGGGUUUGUCGUGGGCCAUUAUUUUCUGUAUGGUUUCAGGAUUCUUCCCCUGUACCGUUGCAGCCGGUGGCCUUGCCCUAAUAUUGUGGACUGUUUUGUUUCUAGACCUACUGAGAAAACUGUGUUUAUCUUGUUCAUGUUAGCAGUGGCUGCCGUGUCGCUUUUCCUAAAUGUAGUAGAGAUCAGCCAUUUGGGGUGGAAGAAGAUUCGUCUUGCUUUCCACAGGAAUGCUGAUCACCAGCCACACCAGCUCCUGGGUGAAGUGACUGAGAAACCUUUGCAUUCCAUUGCCAUCUCCUCCCUCCCAAAGUCCAAGGGUUACAAGCUAUUGGAGGAAGAAAAGGUUGUUUCCCAUUUCUAUCCAAUGACUGAAGUUGGAUUGGAGGCGAGCCCACUUCCUACUCAUUUUAAUGGGUAUGAUAAAAGCAGCACAGGCCUUCUAGAAGACAUCUCCAAGGCAUAUGAUGAAACCCUGCCAUCCUAUCGUCAAGCUGAAGAGCAAGAGGCAGUGAAAGUGCAGGUGGCUGAGACCCUAGAACAGGCAACCUCUGAGCGUACCCCUUCAGUGAGAGCCCCUUCGGUGCGUGCACCCUCUGACCGUGCCCCCUCUGAAAGAGCAGUGUCUCGUGCUGUUUCUGAGUAUGCAGUUUCAGAAAGAGCUCCCUCUGAGCGUGCACCAUCAGUCCGAAUACCUUCAAACAAUGCGCUCUCUGAAAGAGCACCAUCUGAGAGAGCUCCUUCCCGUGCUGCCUCUGAUCAUGCCCCAUCUGAGCGUGCACCAUCUGAGCGAGCUCCCUCCCGUGCUGCCUCUGAGCAUGCUCCUUCUGAGUGUGCACCCUCUGAGCGAUCUCCCUCCCGUGCACCCUCAGACAAUGUCCCUAUUGAGGGUGCACCCUCUGAGAGAUCUCCUACACGAGCACCCUCUGAUUAUACCCCUAUUGAGUGUGCACCAUCUGAACGUGCAGUUUCACGUGCUGCCUCUGAACAUGCACCUUCUGAGCGUGCACCUUCUGAGCGUGCACCUUCAAGGGCAUCCUCCGAGCAUGCACCACCUGAGCCAAUACCUCCACAAGCAUCACCUUUACCUGAGCUCUUAGAUAGCCCACCUUAUUUGAAAUCAGAACCAGCAUUACCAGAUCUUACACCAUCUCAAAUUAUUCCUACUGAGUAUAUUCCCUUAUCACCAGCACCCUGUCAGGCAUUUAAUGAGUGCUCGCCCUCUCAAGCUGCAGUUGAACAAAUCCCAUAUGAUCGUGCUCCAUCUAGGGCUUUCUCAGACCACACUGGCUCGGAACAUGGAUUUCCAGAGCCUGGUGUUUGUGAGCCAGAUCUUCCAGGCCCUGAGGUGCCAUUGCUAUGUGUCGAAUUAAUCCCAGAUUCUAGAUCUCUGAGCAGGUUAAGCAAAGCAAGCAGCAGAGCCCGUUCAGAUGACUUAACAGUAUGAAUUGAAAGAACAUCUAGAAAAAAUAAAACCAAAUAUAACCAUUUUGGAUAUUGAGCUGACGAGAGUUCUCUGCAGGUAAAAAGUACAGGCUGUCCUUCAGCUCCCCUGUACUUGGGUAAAAUGUACAGAUAAACUUUAGUGUUCCAUUUUUACAGUAAGGUUAGAUUUGUCAUUUGUAGAAAAUGGAAGGAGCUGUAGAAAUUACAUGUCCAUUUUCUGGUGUAAAAUCUUUCAAAAAUAAGGGGGCUAAUGUGCAACAUUUUAUUGGUCAAUGUUUUUUAGGCAGUGAGCUAUAACACAGUGUCACAAUCGAUUCCAAAAUAGUCAAGCUCUAAAAAUUAUCCCUCCAUUAUUUGAUCUAAAUAUGAAAACAGGGUAAUUAUGAGCCCUAGAAUUAUAGAAUAUAUAGAUAUUCUGGAUAUAUUCAGCAAUCUUAGAAAAAAAAAUCCCACACCCCCUUCCCCCAAAAAAGGAAGAAAAAAAUGCUUAAUAUAUUAGUAUUCAUUUUAGACAGUCAUAUUAUUGUAAGACUCAUAAGACCAGUUACGAGGCCAAGAAAACAUCAAUAAGUAAAAAAAAUAAAAUGAUAAUAAGCUAUUAUCUCAGUUAAAUAGACGGGUUUUGUUCACCAAACAUGCAAUUAAUAAAAACAGACAGAAAUAUCUUAAUUUCUCGUUGUAGUGGUUAGUUAGUAAAUAGGAUUAAAAGAAUAAGAAUGUUAAAAUGUUACAGCGCACAAGUCAAACAAACCAAUCCCUGAAAUUUUUACCCCACAACAGUAUGUGUUUUGCUCCGUUGGAGUCGUUUGUUUUUUGUGAAUGCACAAUGUUAGUCACCAAAGCAUUUCUUUUUUCUCAGUGGCUGUAAUUUUUCUCCGGAUUCAAGAUGUAACUUCAAGUUGUGUUCAAUGUCACUGUAACGCAGCACAAAAGGCAAAGAAAAAAAAAAAGAAAAAAAGGUAGAGGCAGAGGAAUUCUGUAUUUUACGUGUUAAGAAAGAAAAGAAAAAAAAUGAAAAAGAAAAAAAACAAAUAAAAAAAUAACAAAUAAACUCAUAAGGAAAAUAAAACCACCAAGUACAGAUUUCUAAACAUGAUGAAAUGAACGAAAAUGGGUGUCACUGUGUCACCCAUUCUAACGAUUUCUUUUUCAUUUCACAGUCAGGCUUUUAUACCUCAAAAUUCUACAAUCUCAAAUGAUUUUAAAGAUACAUGAAAAUUUAUAUAUAUUUAUAUAUAAAUAUAUUUGAAUAAAUAAAUGCAUCCAUAUAUUGGGAAAGACCUUUGGAAUAUUUGGGCUUUGGAAGAUGCCAAACUGAGUAUAUGGGUGAUAUUUUAAGAUGUUUACAAAAACAAUUAAGAGAAUGUGUUGUAUAUCAAGGCGUAGAUGCAAGCGACUGCCAUUCUAUAAAAUGAAACAGCAAAGAACGGAAGGGUAGAAGUUUUAAGAAACGUGCAAUCAGGACAGUGACAAUCGUAUAGCAUGGAAUUGUGCAAAUCAUUACGUAUUUGCAAAACUGCUUUUUGUUGUGUUUCUUUUGUUGUGUUUUGUUUGCUGUUUGUUUGAGAGGUACACUGAGGUAUCAAUUAUGUAAAAAAAAAAAAAAAUUUAAAAAAAGGAUCUAAAGUCAUAAGUGGGCUAUACUAGAUUAAGGGACCCUUAUCUGACUAAAUUUACAAAUGAGGGGAGCUAUAUUUUGAUAUCAUGCUUGGCCAGUGUUGUGACCAAAGAGUGCAGGGUGGCAGGAGGCCUAGAUUAAAGACCAAACGACGUGUGCUCCAGAAACGCAUGUUCAAUGUGGCCAGCAAAUGUUGAUUUUUGUUGCUGCUGCAUGUGGAUAAAUAUACACGGCAUCAUGAUAUACACUUCAAUAUUUGUGAAAAUUGUACUCUGGCUCUAUAUUAGAGAUUAUUGGAUCUGAUGCUCAGUAAUAGGUAAAACUGGCCAGUAAAGACCACAUCAGAUAUAACAUAAAUAAGAUAGAUAACCUGAAACUGAGAACUUUUGAAGAAGAUAUAUAUAUAUAUAUAUAUAAUAGAUCACUUUGUAAUUGAUGGAUAAGUUAACCCGUAGAUGUUUAAAAGGUGGUUCACAGAUAUAUUGAAUGAUAUUUUAAAUUGACUGAGAUGUGAUAGAGCUGUAUACCACCGUGAUUGGAUGGAGAGAGCUUCAUACCACCAGGAUUUGGAUGCUGGGAGUUGAGCAUACAUUACUCUGAAUAACACCUAGCAGUAGAUGGAGGAGAUAAAAUACUACCUAGCUUUGGCUUCAAGAAAAUGUAGAGUUCUGUCUUUGGAGCAAAGGGUAUAGGUGUAGACUCCUUGUCCUAUUUACUUGGAGCUAUUGAGUCAGGGAUCUGUAGAUCAUCUGGCAGGAGAUGCAGGGAGCUGUGAAUGCCAGGGGUAGUAGGCCAUCUGGCUAUGGAUACAGGUAGCUGAGGAUGCAGGAUGCUGUAGACCAUCUGGGUGUGGAUGCAGAUAGCUGAGGAUGCAGGAUACUGUAGACCAUCUGGCUGAGGAAGAAUGAUUCUGUAGACCAUCUGGCAUUGGAUGCAGGUACGCUGUAGACCACCUGGUCAAGGAUGCUGGUAGUUUAGGAUGCAGGAUGCUGUAGAUCAUCUGGCUGAGGAUGCAGGAUGCUGUAGACCAGAAUACCUGUGGAUGAAGGUAGUUGAGGAUGCAGGAUACUGUAGACCAUCUAGUUGAGGAACAAGGAUUCUGUAGACCAUCUGGCUGUGGAUGCAGGUACGCUGUAGACCACCUGGCCAAGGAUGCUGGUAGUUUAGGAUGCAGGAUGCUGUAGAUCAUCUGGCUGAGGAUGCAGGAUGCUGUAGACCAGAAUACCUGUGGAUGCAGGUAGUUGAGGAUGCAGGAUACUGUAGACCAUCUAGUUGAGGAACAAGGAUUCUGUAAACCAUCUGGCUGUGGAUGCGGGUAGUUAAGGAUGCAGGAUACUGUAGACCAUCUGGCUGUGGAUGCAGGUAGCUGUGGAAGAAGGAUUCAGUAGUCCAGCUGGCUGAGGAUGCAGGAUACUGUAGAUCAUCUGGUUGAGGAACAAGGAUUCUGUAGACCAGUGGUUCCCAACCCAGUCCUCAAGUACCCCCUAACAGUCCAGGAUUUAAUGAUUACUCAAUUGUGUCUAAGGUGUUUUGGGGGAAAAAAUAAAAACACUUUAGACACAACAGGGUAAUCCCUAAAUCCUGGUCUGGUAUGAGGUACUUGAGGACUGGGUAGACUAUCUGGCUGAGGAUGCAGGAUACUGUAGACCAUAUGGCUGUGGAUGCAGGUAGCUGAGGAUGCAGGAUACUGUAGACCUUCUGGCUGUGGAUGUUGGAAACUCUAUACCAUCUGAUUCUGCAUACAGGAAAAUUAUACCACCUGCCUGUGGAUACAGGGAAUUCUGGAUGCAGAAAGCUGUAUAACUCCUGAUUUUGAAUGCAGGGAUCUGCAGAAAAAUGGAUUUGAGGGUAGGGAGUUAUAGAUGCUGUGUGCUGUAGACCAUCAAGCUUUGGGGCAGGUAUCUGUAGACGUCUUGUUGUGGAUGCAGGCAGCUGUAGACCAUCUAGCUUUGGAGGCAGACACUUGAGGAACCUGUAGACCAUCUAUGUAUAAGAGGAGUUCUGGAUGUAAACUAUAGACCAGCAGCAGAACCACAGGUUGACCUGUUCCGACUCUAAGGAUGUUAAAAUACAGGAGCUGUAGAAGUUGCAAAUGUGCAAAUCCUAGGCCCCUAAAUAGUACUUGAUAGACCCCUAGAGAUGUACCCUGGUCGAAUAACGAGUGUCAGUCAGGAACAAUAGGCAUGUCUUGGUAUAGUAGUGCCAGUUUAGACUUUGUUUAACAUGUCAUAAUGUAUAACCAGUGUCUAAUUACUUUGAUCUUCUUUUUUCUUUCUCUAUCUUGUUUCCACAUCUGGGGAAAUCUUGGGAACGGCUGUGAGCUUAAAUCCUAGGUAAGUUAAGUGUCCAUUGUAAGUAAAUAAAUUAAAUUAAAGUUUGUUCUUAUAUUUAAAAACAUUGAUAAAAUCACCAGAGGAUAUUUUGCGAAUCUUUUACUCAUAUAAAACAUUCUAUAUUUAAAUAAAGUGCACAUAUAUAGGAGUGGGGGAGAUAUCUUGAGGUGCAAUAAUGUUGGGGUUGGGGGGAAUAUAGCAUUGGGGGGACAGGGAUAUAAACACAAUUGAUGGAGUUAGAUGGUGGCACCAGGUAUGUCAAAUUAGAAAACAAAUCCACCCAAAUCCACACUUGCUUGCAAUAUACAUAGUACAUGAUGUAGGAAUAGGAGAGAUAAAGCUGUGCAAGGAAAUGGCAAUAAAUAUGGGGGGGAAGAACUUUUACUUAAAGGGACACUAUAGUCACCAGAACAGCUUUAUCUUAAUGAAUCAGUUUUAGUGUACAGGUCAUACCCCUGCAGUCUCAUUGUUCAAAUAUCUGCUAGUUAUGAGUUCAAUUAGGAGUUAAAUAACUUUGUUUAUGCAAUCCUAGUCACACCUCCCUGCAUGUGACUUUAACAGCCUUCCUAAACACUUCCUGUAAAGUGAGAUCUAAUGUUUAAACUCCCUUUAUUGCAUGCCUGCUUAAUUUAGAAUUUCAUACUUCUUGCUCUGUCAGUAGCCUGCUAGACCUUGUAGGAGCCUCUUGUAAGUGAUUAAAGUUCAAUUUACAGAGCAGGAGAUAAACAUUUCUAAAGCAAGUUAACAUAUGAUUGAAAAUGAAACCUUUUUCUUAUGCAUGUUGAGUCAAAGCCAGGGGAAGUGUGGCUCAGGCAGAAAGAAAAGUGAUUUAACUUCUUCAUGGCAGAGAAUUAAGCAGUGAGACUGCAGGGGCAUGAUCUAUACACCAAAACUGCUUUAUUAAGCUAACAUUGUUUUGGUGUCUGGGCGUGGAGCUCCAACUCCAAGUGGGCACUCCUUGAGCUGGCUGGGAAAUUGAAAGAUCUACCUGCAUGGCCCCACACUCCCUCACUUCACAGAGGAAGUGUUGUGCUCUGUACCAAUAUUUACCAAUACAGACCGCUUUAAGAGGGCAUCGGCAGUCCUCUGGUACUUCUCCAUGACUCCAAAAGCCUGAACCGUGAGGACAUUGUUAAAGUGAACUGCAUCUAAUAUUGGUGCCGAUCCCGAAAUCCCCCUCUGGACCACCAGGGAUCAAGCUCACACUUGACUGGAUCACCAAGGAAGAUCUCAGAGUUGAGGGUAGAACAUACACACACAUACACACACCACUCAUUCAGCUACCACACAUACAUCUCUCAACCAGCGCAAACAGACAUAGAGCCUCCCCAUACAUCUCUUAUUCUUCUCCAGACAAUUUCACACACAACACUCAGCAACCACCACAGACACAUCAAUCACCGUAACAGAGUCCAGGGCUCCAGAAAGCACCCAAUCUAUCACCCUGCCUUGGGCCCCAUGCAACCUAAUGUUCUGCACACACUAACACUAUACACAAAACACACAUAUAGAAACUACACACACAUAAAUCCAUGCAUUCAAACAUCUGAACUGCACUGAAUGUAUUACUUACUCAUACUAUAAAAAACAUUCACACUGACACUAUCAUGGGUAUUUACUCAGCACACAGCCUGAAUUUCAGAAUUUCAGUGAUAACUCCUGAUUUCCCCAGAAUUGUAUAUGUGGUGUUUAUUUAGAACAACUAAACAGUUAAUUCAGAGAAUUGUAUCAAAUAUGAUCAUCUGGCUAAAACUUAGCAUAUAAUUAGUCUGAAUAGGGGCCAUCAAUAAAAUCUUGUUGUUGUAAUGAUAGUUGUGUUACCAAAUGCUGAUAGGCUGGUUAUGUUAUGUUUGUGGUUUUGAACAGGGCAAUGCAUCUAAUUGGGUCAGGAAUUGAGUAAAUGGGAGUGAUAUAGGCAGAAGCAAUCAUAUCAGGACGCUUUGGGUGACCAACUGAGUUGAUUUGGAUUAGGUUCUGAUUUGGAACCAAUUUAAUUUGGAGGCAGCUUUGUAAAUUACAGAUAGAAAAACUUGUAAAUUAGUUCUACGAUUUAUACUCCUAAUUGCCCUGAAAACUUACCAAUUUAUUGUUUUCAAUUUUGUAAAAUAAUUCUUAAUGUCCUUUUCUGUUGAGCUUAUUCUGAGACUACAUUGAGCAUCUUGCGAGCAUGCAUAUGUACGCCUGAACACGCAAUUCUAAUAUAAGAGUUAACCCCUUAAGGACACGACAUGUGUGACAUGUCAUGAUUCCCUUUUAUUCCAGAAGUUUGGUCCUUAAAGGGUUAAAGGGACGCUAUAGUCACCAAAACAACUUUAGCUUACUGAAGCAGUUUUGGUGUACAGAUCAUGCCCCUGCAGUCUGCUUAUAAAUUUUCUGCUAUUUAGGAGCUAAAUGCCUUUGAUUAUGUAGCUAUAGUCACACCUCCCUCCAUGUGAAUUGCACAGCAUUCCCAAAGACUUCCUGUAAAGAGUCAUCUAAUGUUUAUACUUCCUUUAUUGCAAAUUCUGUUUAAUUUGGCAUUUCUCAUCUUCUGCUCUGUUUAUAGUUUGCUAGACCUUGCAGGAACCUUCUGUGUAUGAGUAAAAUGUUCAAUUUACAGUGCAGGAGACAAAAAUAUUUAAAGUAAGUUACAUCAGAAUAAAAAUAAAACCAUCUUGUCUCAUGCAAGCUGUGUCAGUCACAGCCAGGGGAGGUGUGGCCUUGGCAGCACAAUCAGAAACAAAAGUUAUUUAACUCCUAAUUCACAGAGAAUUGAGCAGUGAAACUUCAGAGGCAUGAUCUAUACACAAAAACAGCUUCAUAAAGCUAAAGUUGUUUUGGUGACUAUAAUGUCCCUUUAACCCCUUAAGGACACAUGACAUGUGUGACAUGUCAUGACUCCCUUUUAUUCCAGAAGUUUGGUCCUUGAGGGGUUAAGGAAAUUUAUGCUUUUUAUCUCAUAUUUUAUAAAGUGCAAAAAUAAAUCUAGAUGCAUAAUUUCAAGGAUUCAAGGAUCCAGCCUUGAAUGUCUUAUUAAAACAUAACGUAUUAAUAAAUAUGUGGAGAAGCCCUUUGGCCACUAUGAUCAGACAGGAUACCAACGUAAAGGGGGUCAAGUCUCUCAAUGGGGAAACCAAGGUCUCCCUUUUUGCAGAUGAUGUCCUCCUUACUCUGACGGACCCGAUGGUUUCAAUUCCAUCGGUACUGGAUGUUAUAUCGAACUAUAGUAGCUUUUCGAACUAUAAGGUCAAUAUGAAAAAAAAACUAAUUUUAGCCUCUUUUUUAUCUGAGACUCAGAAAGAUUUUUUGACAGCACAUUUCCAAUUCUCAUGGGCAAACGAUACUAUUGGUUAUUUGGGGAUUAAAAUAUCUUUUGAUAUAGAGAGGAUGAUACAAUCAAACUAUGAUACAUUACUAAGAGAUUUGCAACAACUGGUAGACACUUGGAGGAAGAUUGAGUCCUCAUGGAUAGGAAGAUUAAAUAUGAUCAAGGCAUUUCUGAUACCUAAACUUAUAUAUUAUUUUAGGGCGAUUCCUUAUAGACUGGGGAAAGGUAUUCUUAACCGUUUUCAAACUUUGAUUUCCAAAUGUAUUUGGGCUAAUAAACCACCUAGGAUAGCUUUUGAUACUCUUCGAAGGAGCUACCAGAAGGGCGGUAUAGCAUUUCCAGAUGUUGAUAAAAUCCAUGAAGCAUGUAUGGCGACUCAUCUUUUACAGUGGCUAGACAAGGAACGGGGAUCUAUAUCAUGGCUUACUCUAGAACAGGAGGAUAGCCCUAGAUAUAAAUUGUUUGUUCUUUUUUGGAUGGGUUUGCUAAAUUUGGGUGAAUUGGAUAUCAAGAAUUUUUCGAAUCGAAUAUUGAUAGAUAUGAUUAAUACUUCUAGAAUUCUAAAUAAAAAAUUGAAGCUAGAAGAUAAAUUAUUAUAUAGAGUUCCAUUAGUGGUCCUACAACAUAUAAUGGAUAAUAUAAAUGUUCAAUCUUGGACACACCUAGGCCUAACGAAGAUCUCGGACUUAUGGGAUGGAUUUAAACCCAUCCCAUUUAUACAACUGCAAGAAAAGUUUAAUCUUUCCCCUAGAGAUCUUUUUCAAUAUCUAAGGAUUAAGAAUUUUAUUCUAUCUUGGACUAUACUUAAGGACCACAUUGUUAAUCCCCUUACUGUAAUAUAUAAAAAGAAGGGAGGGAUUUCUAGAUUCAUUAAGGUGCUAGAAUCAACGGAACAAGACUCUCAUGUUACCUCCUUUGUUAAAUGGGAACAAGAUAUUGGGGAAUCCUUUUCACUUCCGGAAUGGUCCAAAGCUACACUCCUAGUUAAGCGCUGUAUACAUAGCGUUUCUCUUUAUGAAACACAUUUAAAGAUAAUAUAUAGGUGGUAUAUGGUACCGGCUAGACUAUAUAAAAUAUCAUCUGUCCACUCUAAGUAUUGUUGGAGAUGUGGAAAUGAGGAGGGUACUAUUUACCAUAUAUGGUGGGAGUGUCAUGGUCUUGAUAGUAUAAAAAUUCAAAUGUUUGGCCUUAUUAACUCUAUCUUUAAGGAGAUAAAAGAGAUUAGCCCUCAACUUUUUCUCUUUAAUAUUGGUUUUCCUUCGCAAGAUAAAUAUCAAAAAUAUCUUUUGACCCAUAUAUUUUUUGCCAUCAAAAUAUGUAUAGCUAGGGCUUGGAAAUCCUCUACUCCAUUAAUAUGGCAUAAUAUUAUGGAGCAAAUAGAUUAUCAACAUAGGAUGGAAAUAAACCCUUUCUUUGGUAUUAGAGACGUGACCAAAUUAUGGUUACCCUGGACAAAUAGACAGAACUCAUGAUAACAUAUUGUGGUUCCCCCCAUAUCGAGUCUCAGAAGAUGUAAUUUAUUUGUACUAUAAUUUUUCAUACUUUAUAUUUAUUUAUUUAUUUACUCAUUUUCUUUUCUUUUUCUUUUUUUUUUUUUUCUAUCAAUGUGAUAAUUAUAUUAUGGAAAAACCUGGCGUUAAUUCCUCUCGAUUACGAUUGGUAGUGGACAAAUGUAGCUGAUUGUAAUAUACAUCUGUACUAUAUGUGGAAUCAUUCGAUGCUUGAUUUCUUAUUAUAUGUGGAAUCAUUCGAUGCUCGAUUUUUUAUUUUUUUUUUUACAGUGUCUUAUUACCAUAUACUGCCAGCUUAUCUAUGCUAUUAACAGCUAUAUUGAUGGUUUAUUUUACUUAUAUUUAUUUUUUUUUUUCUUCUUCUUCUUGUUUUUUGUUGUUUGUUUGUUCAAUUUCUGUUGUUUUUUUUAACAUUUAUUUCUGUAUAUGGUUGUCUUAAUGUGCUGGAGGUUUGCCUUUGGGGUACCUCACAUGCAAAUGUUAAAAAAAAUUUUUAUAUGACAAAUAAAGAAAUAUAAAAAAAUAAAUAAAUAAAUAAAUAUGUGGAGAAGCCAAUAGAUUUCACGCUCUAAAAAUUCCUCUAGUAAAUUAAGACUAUUUAAUUGACACAUAAUUUGCCCAUUAGAUGUAUUAUUCACACCAGUUGCAAUUAAUAUGUUUCUUCUAUGCAUGAAGUAUGAAGAACAUUGGUUUGUGCAUUUUAUCAGUAAUUGAUGACAUGAAAUAGUAAUAUUGUCUGUAGCAAAAAUUUAUUUUCAAUGGAUUAUUUUUUAAUUUUUUUUUUAAAAUGACAAAAAUGUAUUUAUUUAAGAAGCAGAAGUAGCCUACGUUCUAUAAAUAUUUAAAAACUGGUAGCUUUUUAUUUAAAAACAAAAUAAGAGUAGCGACGUAUAUGUCAGUUUUGCUAGAAAAUCUGUGACAUAUAGUAAUGCCAGUUAAGGGUUUAUCUGCCUGUCCUUGUGUGAUAAUUUCAAUGGUUUUGUAUACGUUGUGGUGUGCUUAUAGUCCUUGUCUUCAGGAGUCACCUUUUUGUAUACAGUCUGUUCAUAAUAACAGCAGGCAUCCUGGUCUAUUGGUUUCCUAUGACUGGAUGGACGUCUAUUUAUUGAUUUUUCGGUUCUGAAGGUUUGACCUGUUAAAUUAUGUCCGUAGCACCCUAUGUAUCUAUCCUGCACUAUGUAGUGCUCUGAUUCAUCAGUCUGUGUGGAUCUUUUUGUAAGUGCAUUGUUGCAAAAAGAAAAAAGUUGGAAGCUCAAAAUUAUAUUAAAUCUGGGGCAAUAUCAAGGGGGUAACCCUAACUAUCUGCUGAGGGGGAUUGUUACCUGACAAGUAAUUUGGAAUCUAAAAAGUUGAACUGGUUGAUUUGUCUAAUGAAUGAAAUUGAUAUCUACUAAAUGCAACAAUAUUGUCUGUGCUUAGAUUUAUAUUGAGAGUAUACAAGCAAUUGCAAAGAAGUUUUGAAAAAGAAGUGGUAGUAUAGUUAAUAUAAACUGAUGAUAUAAAUUGUACUGUAGCUAGAGACAGUUAUGUAUGUGUGAGUAGUGGGAAAGAUAGAUGUAGAGACGUAUAGAUAUGACUACAAUCGUAUAGAAUAGACCAAUUAGGGCGCACUCUGACUAAUGUCUAGAGAGUAUACCGGUAUAUAAAGAUUCUAAUAAACCAUACAUAACUGCCCCUUAUUCAGUCCUAGCUCCGACUGAGAAUUUAAUGAACAACAUACAUAAGCUGUAUACUAAUAGGUUAAUAACAGGAUUGCCGCUGAUAUGGUGAUAGUUGAUAUAGAAAGAAAAUAUUGGAUUUCUAAAUGUAGAAUCCAUACCUUAGUAAGCACAUUGACAAAUCUCUGCAAAAUCUCUGAGUAGUUGCCAAAAAUAGGGUAUUAGGCUAGGUUCCUGUCACUGUGCCUUUGAGGGCACCUAAGCUGAUAAAGACCUAAGUAUAGAGUCUAUGUUGCAUAUAACUGCAAAAUUAACUAAUAGCAGUUUAAAUGGAAACCUAUCAGAUAACUGAAUCUAUACUAUGAUAGAUCAAGAUUUAAAAGGUUCACAGACAAAACAGACACUUGCUUACCCCACUAAUAUCAUAUAAAUAUAUAAACAUCUCAUUAUCAAUGGUAGUCGUAUAGUAUAUCAUGCAGUGGAUAAGGUAGUCUCUUGUAGAAACCCCAACGUGCAUUUCGCUGAUAAGCGGCUCUUCAAGGGGGAUUGUAAGUGCAUUGUUGUUCCGUUCCAUGAUGUGAUUGUAUUUAUUGUGUUUUUUGCCACAGAUGAAUUCCAUUAAUUUUUUCCUUACGGACAUAUUAAUAUUAAAGGGACACUACAAACACAGAGAACUUGCCGAAAUGCUUUAUGUAUGAAGAGUGGUUUUUCACAUUUCACAAAAAGUACAGAUUUCAAUUGAAAUGUACACUUUUAUAAAUUAAUCUGGUUACACCCCCCCUAGCUGUCAGUCAGACAACCGGUCCUGUUACUUCCUGGUUUGGUUAACUCAGUGGAGCUAAACUCAAGAGGCAGCAAUUGCCCAGAGGACCUGCCUUGCAAAGACUUCUCAUUGAGCUGCAUUGGGAAGUCUGUGAUUGGACAGCCACAGAAAGUCUGGGCACGGUUAGAAGGCUGCACACAAGAGAUUUUCUGCUUUUACAAGCUGCUCUUAGACAUUCUCCCAGUGAACAAAACACAUAAUUAAAUGCAGGCAAGUGUUCAUUUAGGGUAUAGAUACUAAAUCAUUUUUUGUGGGCCAGUGGAAUGUCCCUUUGAGGCACUGUUAAAGAUAUUUGAAUGAUAUAUUGCCAGUUAUAUUACCUUAUUCACCUCUAUUUCAGUGGUGACUUGACAGAUGAGUGGUAGAAUUUAGGUUUCGCUAGGUUUAGAAGCCUUUUAUCAAUUAUUAACCCCUUCAUUGUCAACAACACAUUAGGACAGCAACAAGUGAUUUGUCUGUGCCAGGCAAUAAUGUGGUUAAAAGAACACAAAACUAUUGUACUGUAUUAAUAUGGUGGUUUUGAUACACAGACUCUGUCCCUGCAGUCUGACAAAGGUAAACAUUGCUGUCUGUGAUAUUUAGCUAUGUCAAUCACUGUGCCUAUGGUGAUGUCACUCAGACAGAUGUCAGUCAAUCCAUCAGUCAGUCCCUCAGGCGCCAAAGUUACUUCUUCUUAGAAGAGAAGCCUCAGAUUGAUCGAGUGCUACAGUGCCCAACACUGGAUGAAAGAUGAGUAAAUGCAGUAUAUUUUAUUUAAAAAGAAAGAGGACAUACUCUGAAUGCUAAGAAACUGCAACAUUAAAAAAAUGCAAUGUAACAUUAAAGGGUUACUUCAACACUUUUUAAAUAAAUCCAAUUUUCACUUUGUAAGCCUACAUAUGUUUUAGCAAUUUCUCCCCCCCCGUAAAACCCUGUAAACUAAGAAUAAACUGCCUCUUUUGUGAGGUCCAAACAAAUGUUUCUGUUAGAGAAGCAUCUGAUUGCACCAUUCCCCCUGUCUCAGAGUGCAUGCACACACUCUGAGUCAUGAAGGGGAUAAAGGAAGGGAGUGGAGUGGUGGACACGGGGUGCGAUUUAAGUGCUGCCUGCAAGGGAGAAGCUUGUUACAUCUGUAAUUUUUGCACAGAAUUGAUAUUGAUACUGUCCUCUGUUCCAGGCUGCCUAAUUCAUGAAUGUUGGGUGUUCAGCAAGCCCCCUGCACAAAAAGGGGAAGCAGAAACGCUGCACAUACAGAUUCCUACCACCAUGACCACUUCAAAAAGCAGAAUGGGUCAUGAAGGUUGGAGUAACCUGUUAAAAAUAUUUAUUUUUUAAUGUUAUUUUUAAAGGGACACUAUAGUCACCAUAUAACUUUGGCUUAAUGAAGCCAUUUUAGUGUAUAGAUCAUGCCUCUGAAGUUUCACUGCUCAAUUCUCUGCCAUUUACGAGUUUAAUCACUUUUGUUUCUGUUUAUGCAGCCCUAGCCACACCUCCCCUGGUUGUGACUCACACAACCUGCAAAAAAAAAAAAUGGUUUAGUUUUCAAUCAGAUGUUAACUUACUUUAAAAGUUUGUAUCCCCUGCUCUGUAAAUUGAACUUUAAUCACACACAGGAGGUGCCUGCAGGGUCUAGCAAUCUAUUAACAGAGCAGGAGAUAAGAAAUUCUAAAUUAAACAGAAUUUUCAAUAACGGAAGUGUAAACAUUAGAUGACUCUUUACAGGAAGUGGUUAGAAUGGCUGUGUAAGUUACAUGCAGGGAGGUGUGCCUAGGGCUGCAUAAACAUUGUGCUUUAACUCUCUAAAUGACAGAGAAUUGAGCAGUACGAUUGCAGGGGCAUGCUCUACACACCAAAACUGCUUCAUUAAGGUAAAGUUGUUUUGGUGACUAUAGUGCCCCUUUAAUGUUAAAGCUUCUUUAAGCAACAACAUAUUCUGUAGCACUUUCAUUAGUAUUUACCCUCAGUGGUAGUCCCUCUAGGCGGCUCACAGGUAACACAGAUUAUUUGAGAGCAUUGGUGAACUUCAAUAAUUAUUGUAUGAUCUUUUGAUGACUGGCUGUUUAUUUUGUGAAUUUGUAAGACAUUCUCUCUUGCAUUCUGCUACUUUUUAAUUGGCCCUAUUUGGAACUUUGUAAAUUAUCAGAUGCCAAUGCAACAUGCACACACAGCGCUAGAGAUAUUAUUCACAGGAAGCUAAAAGAUUAAAUACGAAUGGGCCUAUUAAAUCUGGCUAUACACAACUCAAUUGUAUCCUGGCUUUCUCUAGGAUUUUAAUGUACAUCCCCCAGAGCUUUUCAGAAAGAAUGAAGGUAUUUGCUGAGUUCAGCGUAUCAAGCUGCUGUGAUUUCAACACACAAUUGUGAUAUACAAUAGGUUUGAAGAGCAGUCAGUGAAAUUGUGCAAUACGGUUUGUAUGCUGAAGAGACUAUUGCUUAAUCUGCAGAUUGUUUAGGAUCAGGAAAUAGCAGUUCUGAUGGACCAAAUAAACCUCUAAAAUAGUGUUGGUAUUUAGCUGGAAAAAUCUUUCAUGUAGAACCCCAAUCGCUUCCCCUAAAACUUACUUUUACACUUGGUUCAGUUCAGUAAAGGUUAGAUAUAAUGAUCGGGGUUCACCAGACCUCAGAUAAGAAAAACCCAAUUUCUCAAGUAGUGGAAACAAAAUCAAGUGAUUAAAAGUAACUCAGAGCUGCAGGUGAUCUUCCCACAAGUCCUCAAACAAAUCAAUUUUUUUCAAAAGCUGGCUGUCCAACUUGAUUGUCAGCUCGGAGUAGCUAUAUACUUUUUGGCAUACAGGUUGUAGUGUAAAUGGUAAGACUAUUCCAACACAUUAAUUUCAGGAACAACACUAGUCAUUCUUGUAUCUCAAGGAGAGCUUCUGGGAGUCUUCACUUGCAUAAUUAGAAGAAGUAGAGGGCCAUGUAGAGGGAGGGUCACAGGUAUCUGAAAUAGAACAAUCGGAUAAAACAAUGGACCUAAAAGGGAGUGGGAAUGAAACUAUUUAAAUGUGACAAAACAGGCAAAUUAAAAUGGAAUGUGGGUGGAAUGGAUCGGAGCAGAGGGAGAAAUGAAGGGAGGGAGGCUGCAAUGGAAUGAAAGUAUGGAGGAAAAUUAAAAGAGACAGGGAUAAUGUCUGAAAUUGAUUAGGGGAAGUUGAAAGGGGACAGGAAUGAGUUAGUCUUUCACUGGCUGAGAAUCAUGAGAGUUAAACCUGAAAAGUUUAUACCUUGAACAAUAACGUUCCUUUAAAACUAAGUCCCCUUAACCAUAGCCGAACACCCUAAAUAAUCGUAACCCUUCCCUGACUCGUGAACCACCAAUCCUAACAUGCUCCCCCAUCCUGACCUCCUCUUAGUGGCAUGGUUUUCAGUAAUGCUACUGUUAAGUAAUGUAGUAGUAGUAAUGUCGCUCUGUUAAGUAGUGUCUUGCAUUUUCAUGCCAACAUCCUAAAUGGUUAUGGAAGUGACAGAGUAACUAAAAAAGAAACAGAUGGAGGGGGUUUGUACAAAACCUCAUGGUGGAUUAGGGGGAUUAGCAAAAAGGACUGAAGGUAUUGUAGGAAAAGAUGGCAUAAGUAAAAAGGACCGGGGGAAUACAAAUGUAGCACAUAAACUUUGGUUUUUAGAAAAUCUUGUGUACCGUACGGCAGAUGUAUUUGAUGCCUUGCAUAAUGAACAAUGACUUCAUAGUAACAAAAAGAUGCAGAGAGAUGUCAUGUUUCUGUAUUAUCUGUUCUUAAACUGCUUCUUCUCCAAGUCAUAAUGUAUUGUUGAAAAUUUUAUCUGAAUUGAUACUUUAGGAAACGCAUUUUACAGAAUUAUAAUGAUUUCCUUUCUGUUUGUCUUUCCCUACAGAUUGUCUUUCUGUUUUUCUUUCUGUUUGCCUUACCCUUUCCCAACCUGCGGUCAGCCGUUCAGCAUCGGAAUCCAGCCCAGGAUGCUGAAUUUUCAUGGUUAUCUGCAGCAAUUCAAAGUUGGGCGUUCAUGUUUACAAAUGACCAUUUCCUGUCUGUACUUGUGCAAACAUACUUCAUACAAACAAACGCACUUACUCAAAUGUUAAGAGAUGAAAAUAUUAACCUGUUUUUAAAACCCAGCAGGUUCAUUGUUGUAUAUCCAUACACGUCAUCAUCAUCAUCAUCAUCAUCUUGUUUUACAAUUGGCUAUGUUAUAAUGUAAAAAGGUUUUAAGAACAAAUGUCAAUUACUGUCCAGACAACAUGAUAUAUCUUUCAAUUAAUUCAUGUAUAAGAAAACACAUGGAAAUAAGAAAAAUGUUUGAAUUUGAACUUUUUCUAUGUUAUUUUGGGAUUGUAUCUCUUUAAAGGGUAGGACCAAUAAUUCAAGAUAAAGAUAAUAUAACUGCUAAAUAAAUAUUUGUAACUAGCUUUUUUAAGCAAACUAAAACAACAGUCAAUCACCAAGCAGACAUUCCUAGCAUGCAAUGAGAUCUGUGAAAACGAAAAGACGCUAAAUUGAAGGCAGAAAUGUUUUUAUACGGUAUCAAAUUAUCAGAUUAAGUGUCUUAGAAAACAUGUCAGUACCAAGAGACAGACCUAUCAGAAACUGGAAGCAUUAAGGAUCAAGUUUAAUGAUCAGUUGUUAAUAACUUGAAUAUAAGGCAAAUAUAACCUCUGUUUGUUCAUGUCUAUUAAUAAAUGUAACUGUUUCUGAAAUAUUC
Messenger RNA from Pelobates cultripes (western spadefoot toad), 18844 nucleotides. The record is from the annotation of a GenBank genome assembly. NCBI's taxonomy places the organism in Eukaryota, Metazoa, Chordata, Amphibia, Anura, Pelobatidae.